CGCUGCGAUGGAUCCCUUUCCUACUGGACUACUGUCGGAUUAAUUCGUUGGUCGUAAACGCCAAACGGCCGGCGGGUUAUGAAACCUUCGCCACACCGACCUUUUGAUUAGUGACGUGCGCGUGUAUCGGCUUGUUUACGAUUGUAAUAUAUGCCUCAGUAUUCAACUUAACAGUUUGACGUAAACUUGUGCGGAUUGCCGUUUUGCCCGGUUUUCACAUCGUUAUCAGUCCGUGCUUACAAAUGAAGAUAACAUGGUGUCUUGAUAACAUUAAAGCCGCAAAUUGAGGCGCCGAUGUUUGUUAAAAAUUUGCAAGCGUAGAGAUAGAACGUGUUUGUGGAUCCCUUGAUUUAUGGUGCGCGGACAAGUAGUGGCAUUUUGUUUGCUUGAGUUAUUUUAAUGUACAUUGAGUGUGGUUCCCGUUUGAUCAGCGGGCAUAUGACUGAUGCCUGUUGCGUCUGCGCCGGUGCAAGUGUAGCGGCGGGCCUAUUUUAGUACCACGGAAAUAAGAGCGGCAAAAGGAGCAAAAAGCACCGCCUGACUGAAAAACUUGAGGUCGUGGUGUAGUGUAUUUCAGUCUGUUGUGAUCCGAUGUCUAUAACAGUUGCUUGUGUGUAAUUAGUGCAGUGUUAUAACAAAUGGGGAAAAUGAAGAAAAGAACGAUAUCGACACUCAAAGCGAUUUUUGGCUCGAAGAAAGGCAAGCGGCACCACUCUUCGAAGUCUUCACGUUCGGUGACGCCGGACCCGCCCACGCCGCACACACCGAGCAGCGUCGAGUCGUUCCGGCCGAUCCCGCGCACGCCGCCGCCGCCGGCCCGCGUGGGGCCACCGCCGUCCCCACCGGUCCCUACUCGCCCCAUAGCCCCUGUGGCCCCGGAGCCCUCGGGCCCCGUUCGGCUCAUCCCCUGCGCGGUAUGCGGCAGGACCUUCGUGCCGGAGUCCCUCGCCAAACAUGUCAAAAUAUGCGAGAAGACGGCCGUCAAGAAAAGGAAGACGUUCGACUCUUCCCGACAGAGACGCGAAGGUACGGAUUUGGAGCAGUACUUGCCAAAGAACUUUGGGUUGCCGGAGAACAGUCCGUUUUUGGAGAAGAGUCCGCCGAACACUGCCAAAGCGGCGCCCAAGCCAAAACCGCAGUCUGUGAGGACUACUGUCAUGAAGCCGGCAGCCGACCUCCAAAAAUGCCCGCACUGCAACCGCGCGUUCGGCAUGCGUGCCUUCGAGCGGCACGUGGAGUGGUGCGCCGACAAAGCCAAGAUACUACCCGCCGCGCCUGCGCAACCGACGCACAUUACUGACGCGAAGCAGAGGCUCAAUGCUCGCACAAAGUAUAAGGCACCGCUCGUGAGAGGCAGACGAUCAUCCCAGAGCCGCGAUAAGUCGUCGAACAGCCGCUCGGCCUCCGUGGAGUCGGCGCGCGUGUCGCCGCCGCCGCCGCGCGACUGCGGCGACGGCCGCCGGCGCGCCAGGGCUUCAGAAUCAAUGUCCAGCAAUGAUUGUAAUGACGAACCGUCCCCACAUGUGCCAGUUAUUAGAAACCCUAGAACUUCCCAAAAUAAUUCUUCAGGCGAUGCCAAUGUUAAGGCGAGGCAGGCUAGAUUGGCCAGAGAUCUCAGCAGCUCCAGACUGGACGACGGUUACGAUCCAUUUGUAUCAGCCGCUAGGCAAAUGAAAGAGCUCCUGUCUUCAGAUACUGAUAUCCCUAAAAAGAUGCACAACUCUUCCAAAGACCUCACCCGCACUCUUCCCAUCCUCCGCCCUGCCAGGGAUAAAGCUCCAUUAUCCCAACUUCGCACUGAAAACUCCAAAUUGAUAAAAGACACUCUUAACAAAACGUACCAAAAAACUCCUACUUUGCAAAGAAUGAAAUCUUUUGGAAGCACAAACAACGACAAUAACACAAACACUAGCACUUUCGGGGGUCGAUGCAGCUCUUUUAGACUUAACAGAAAUGAUAAAAAGCCUAGUCCUAAACUUAACACAACCUUUACUAAAUCAAGUAAAGAAAAUAUUAGCAUGACAGACAAAACAAACUUCAACCGCAAUAGCAGCCUUAAUAGGUCAUUCUCAAGCUACACGACUUCCAACUACAGCACGCCAAAACCGAAAGACAAAAUCCCGAAAAUUGCCACCUCCAUGUACCAUAGCUUCACGCGAACAAUAAAACAGCCUGUAAAACUUGACAAAAUAAAGAGAAAUGAAGAAAAGAAAAAUUUCGUAAAUCUAGAUGCAAUCCUUGCAGACGAUAAUUCUUCCAUGACCGACAGUAAUUACAUCGAUCCCAGACUUAUCAAUGAAAAUGAUAACUUGCCCAUUAAUGUAAACACUAUUUUGAACAAUCCCGACAUUAUUAGUAGUAUGGAGUCUCUCCUUACUACAGAAAACUUGCCUUCUAAAUUUGAUUCUUUCAGCAAAACACAUAUUCCUAAUUAUGAAUUAAACGGUAAUAUUGAUUCACAAAUCAAAGCGGACAAAGACAAAGUCAACAACAACACUGAUACUAAUAAGCUAGUUACCGCCCCGGUAGACAAUUUAAGUGCCCAAUACGAUAAAAUUAUGUCUUCUUUGGAAGAAAGUAUUGCAUCUAAAACGUUAGCUAGGGAUGAGGAGUCUGUCUUCGAGGAGUUUGACCUCGAAGAAUUCAUGACUACUUUUGACGAAGAGAUUCAUAAAAGGAAAUCUGAAAACAAAAGAACUUGCAGCUCCACCACUAGGGUUGUGAGGCAGUCUGAGCUCAACGGUAGCAAUAGGACUUCAGCAUUUAGUAGCGUUAGCUCCACCCCUAAACAAGUAAACCCCAGUAGUAACGGUCUCAGUCUCACCCCAGUUACCAACAAGUCUUUCAAUUUUAGCAGUAACAAUAUCGUGAGCGAAAACCUGUUCCCAUCCUCCGUCAAACGUUCCACUUCCCUCCUCGACUCCAUCCACAAGAAGGUCACGAAAACGGAAAACGGGACCACGAGACACAAAUCCGAACAACUCGAACAAGACAUUAUGCAAUCCUUGAAAGAGUUCGACAAGUUCUACGAAUCCGAGAAGAACCAUUCGAACAAAGAUAUCAUGAAUUACAAUGCGCACGUACACAAUGGGACGGAAAAGGAAUCGCGGAGCAAAGCGCAGCGGAGAAGUGGGAAAUCCGAGAGCAAUUCCAACGGGAAUUAUACGCCAAACGGGAAAUCCAGCAACGACUCAGCUUAUAGCAGGUUAGUCAGCUUAAAUAGAAUAUCUCCUUCGAAACUAACGGUAUGUCCGAAAGAGUUGAACGGUCCGUCGUCGUUGGAGCGAAUACCGGCGGGCUCGGACUCGAGCGGGAGUCCGAAGGACGAAAUACGGUCCAUCUCCAGCGAGGAGUUCUUAGCGAUGGAGCGGUCGGCCGAACUGGACGAGCCGAUACCGCCGCCGGAACAUCCGCCGUACAAAGAAGUCGAAAACCAAGUACACGAGAAGCGAGUAAGCUCUCGCGCGUCGUCUCGGCGCGGGUCGUGGCGGCCGCGCGCCGAGCUGAGCUCGAGCAGCUCGGAGGUGUCGCUGCACAAGGCGCCGCAGCGGCUGUCGCGCUUCUGCCACGAGUGCGGCAGCCGCUUCCCCGUCGACACCGCCAAGUUCUGCAUCGAGUGCGGCGUCAAGCGGCUCGCCGUCUAGCUCUAGCCCGUCGGUUCGGUUGUGUGAACAUAGUGAAGUGAAACGCGUGUGUGCCGCGCGACGCGACGUCACGCGGAGUAGUGUGAAGUGAAACGCGUGUACCGCGCCGGACGUCAUCUAGUCUUUAGUAGUAGCCGGGUGUGAUAAGCUUUGCGUUUUGUAGUCUACACUGCGAGCGGCUUUUUCGUUUUUAAGGUUCCGGUUGUGCUCAUUUUGCUCGGGCUGACGAAAUACUGCCGGUAUUGAUAUAACUGUGCAUCGAUGAGCAGAAUUUGCUUUAUAUUGUACAUUAUUUUGUCGUUUCGAAGACAUGUUUUGAUGUCUCGCGAAAUUGACCCUCUGAAGAUUGCUAGUGCAAUCGUGAAAUGCACGGAGCUAUGUAAUUUACAUAACUUAUCAUUAUUGACGCUAUCUUACGAAUCUGGUAGUAUUGGAAAUCAUGAGAUCUGAAAUAAUGUAAUAAGGUCUAAUAAAAUAAUUAUGUAAUACAAAUGAAAUGGAGAAAAUAUUGUUAAUUUUUACAAUUUAACAGGACCAAAAAAUAUUUUAGCCUUAAAUUUUUUAAUGAAGGAUAACAAUUUUGUAUUCAGUAGGUACUAUUUUUCUUUUUAAAUGUUUGUUACCAAAUUCCUAAACUAAUUUGUGCCUUCCCAUGUAGCUAGAUUAAAUAUAAAUUAAUAAUAUAUUGUUCGAUACGUUACUGUUCUGUUGAUAUUUCCGUUAUUUUAGUUGAAGUUUUUUUAUUCCAACAAAUGCCAAAACAUCCAGUCGAAGCUUUGGAAUGCAAAAUGUCUGUGAUAUGCGGAAACUAAUUUGGUAACUCGGUUCUCUUCCGCGCAUGGAAAAUCUUAAUUUUAAGUACCAAUUUCAUCCUUGGAUUUUGAAUGGAAUUUUUUUGUGUGCAUUUUUAUGUUUGCGAUUGUUAGCCAACGCUAUUUUAUUUUUUUAUUAUUAUUGUGAAUGCCCUUCUAAGGAUUUCCACUAAUGUCUACAGACUACAACAUAGUUGGCCAUUUUAACAAGACUGAUUUUAUUUUCAAAGUUUUCGGACUAUGAAUAAUCCUUAGUUACUGUUGUAUAUUAUGUUUUAAUAAAAUAACAAUUUAUCAUGUAAUAAAUUAACAUUUC
Messenger RNA from Leguminivora glycinivorella, 4772 nucleotides. Its product is annotated as hybrid signal transduction histidine kinase L-like. The transcript has 9 exons. NCBI's taxonomy places the organism in Eukaryota, Metazoa, Arthropoda, Insecta, Lepidoptera, Tortricidae. The coding region runs from base 639 to 3644 and encodes 1001 amino acids. The record is from RefSeq and is a predicted model, not a curated record.